AUGGAUUCGCCAUCCUCGCCGCCGCCCGGAUCUUACCCCGCUUCUCUGCCACCAGGAUGGGCUGCUCAGUGGAAUGACCAGUACAAAGCAUGGUACUUCUUCAAUUCUCACACAAACGUCUCGCAAUGGGACCAUCCAGGGUCGGCCCAGCAGGCCAGCAGCGAACCACAGAAGGCCAGCGAUUCACAGAUGGCCGACGAUGAGGCAUUCGCUGCCCGCCUUCAAGCCGAGGAGGAUUCGCGUGCCACACCACAGCUGAACAUGGAAACUCAUCCCUACAGGGGAAACACGGCCAUGGAGGAUAGCGACGCUGCUCUCGCGGCGAGACUGCAGGCAGAAGAGGAUGCUCUCGCCGCCCAACAGAGAUCACCGCAACCCCAGCACCCGUACUCGCCUGCAUUUUCUCCGCCGCCGCAGCAGCAGCAGCAGCAGCCAUACGGUGGCGACUAUAUGGCGUAUCAGCAGCAACCCUAUCAGCAGCAACCAUAUCCACAGCAGCAACAAGGCUUCGGCCCUCAAGGUUACCCGCAAUAUCAGGGCUAUCCCAACCAGCAGCAAGCAGCCUACCCAAACCAGCAGUACGCGCAACCGCAACCGCAGCCACAAACGACAAGCGGCCAGAGUGGAGGAUUUCUGGGGAAGCUGACCGACAAAGCGAAAGGACGGUUAUCUGCUGCCGGCGUCAACCUGCCUGCGUCCAGCGGCGGUGGAGGUGGAAUUGUAGGCUUGGGAAAUAGUGCCUUGGCCGGGUUCAAGGACAAGCUCAAGACGAAGAAUAAGCCCAGCCAAACACAGAAUAAUAACAAUGCUAACAGUAAUACCGGUGGCUACCCGAUGUACGGUGCAUACCCCUAUGACAACGGAGGAGGCCAUCAUGGCGGGCAUCACGGCGGGCAUCAGGGUGGACACAAUGGUGGACAUCAUGGCGGGGAUGGCGGAGGUGGAAGCGGUGGUGAUGGAGGCGGCGGAGGUGUCAGUGGGGGAUAA
Molecule: messenger RNA, 987 nt
Organism: Clonostachys solani
Lineage: Eukaryota; Fungi; Ascomycota; Sordariomycetes; Hypocreales; Bionectriaceae
Source: the annotation of a GenBank genome assembly